Molecule: messenger RNA, 2190 nt
Organism: Myxocyprinus asiaticus (Chinese sucker)
Lineage: Eukaryota; Metazoa; Chordata; Actinopteri; Cypriniformes; Catostomidae
Product: zona pellucida-like domain-containing protein 1
Exons: 12
Coding region: 115-1311 (398 amino acids)
Cellular component (GO): cell surface
Source: RefSeq, a predicted model, not a curated record
AGAAAGUGACUGAAGCUAUAGGAACGAGAAGGUGAAUUCAUAAAAGCCAGAGCAUAAUGUGGCUGACCCUCCUUGUGUAUCAGCUUGUCCUGAUUCUCCAGUCUGAAGCUCAGAAUGCCUGCCUCACCCACCCAACAUUCAGAGAGCCAGCAAAGGAUCCCAAGACCACCCAGCAAUUUGAGGAACAACUCUGAUAUCACAGUCGUGUGUGGCACAAACAGGAUGGAUCUGCAAAUUUUGCUGUGUCCCAUCUACUUCAGUGGAUAUAAUGAAUUCACAAUGGCCCUUAAUGGUUUGUUCUCCAAGCCCGAGUGCAAAGGAACGGCUGACUGGAUCACCAGUCCACCUGUCCUGAAAUUCCAAUUCUACAUCACUGAAACGUCCAUAUCCGCCUGCUCCAACAAGUUGAAGAUCACUCAGGAGGUGGGAUCAGGGCUGUUCUCAGAUUUCUCUAGCGUGCAGUCUGUGAACAUCUCUGGGGUGGUCAGCUCUCUGGACCCAAAUGCUGGAACCAUCACCUACCGGCAGGAGAUGAUGUACCUCUUUUCCUGUAGAUACCCACUGCAAUACUUGGUGAACAACACAGAGAUGAGUGUAUCUGGAGUGAAUCUGGCAAUUAAAGACAAUAAUGGUAGUUUUAUCAGCACUCUCAGCAUGCAGCUAUUCGAGGACAUCACAUAUACAACUCGUCUCUUUGUACCUCCGACCGGUCUCAUGCUGAAGACCAGGAUUUUUGUGGAAGUCCGAGCCACUAAUCUCACACAAAGGUUCAAUGUUCUGUUGGAUCGAUGCUAUGCAACCACUAGCCCUUACCCAGUCAGCAGCACAUCCUUUGACCUGUUUGUUGGAUGCACUCAAGAUCCACAAACCGUAAUGGGUGUGAAUGGAGAACAACAGGUGGCACGCUUCUCGUUUGAGGCUUUUCGCUUCAUAGAGCAUAAGAACAGGACAGUGUCGACAUUUUACAUUCACUGUGCUACCAGACUCUGCGAGACCUCUUUCUGUAGAUCCUUACACCAGAAUUGCACAAGUUCUGUGAGGAGGAGGAGAGAUGUCCAAUCGGCUCAAGGAACCUCAGUGAGUGAUGUUGCCACGGUCACCUCUGGACCAAUUUUCACAAAAGUGGACAGUGGAAAACCAACUGCACCUGUUUCUGCAGUGUAUCAGGAUCUGAAACAGGAAGAGGCAGUGGUGGGUGUUUCCGUGGCAGCAGGGGUAUUUGGUCUGUUGUGCAUGGUCAUGCUAGCUGUGCUUGUCUACAGGAUCCACUGGGAGAAGUCCAGUAAAAACAAAGCAUUCCUAUUCCACUAAUGUCUCUCAGAAACAGAUAUACAAUUCCAGACAGUUUGCUAGCAUGUUGUGAGAGCUUUUCUCAUAAUAGAGAGGAUAUUGAAACCCGGUGGCCCCUAAAAAAAAUCUAGACAGCUUUACCUAGAGUUAACAAAAACAACAAAAAUGGCUAAUUGAAGCAACACGAAGGCUUGAUGUCUGUUUGAAGAGUUGAGGGUUUAGAGAGCAUGAAUGAGACCUGUAGACAAUGACAAUAAGAUGAAACCAAAAGAGAUUUUAAAAUAUUUCUUUUCGUUCAUCUCAUAUAAUCAUGCACAAAGCAGACCUUUUAGAAAUAAAUCUGUACCUUUCAAUAAAAAAAAUAAAAAAAAUUUGUCUAUUUUUGGCAUGCAAAGGUUCAUUAUUUUACUACAUUUUUGAAUAUUAUGAAUACAUAUUAAUGCAAAUAAUGGUGGAUUUCUUCUGCAUUUUGGGUUUUCUAUACAAUGUUCUUGUUAAACAAUGUUUUGCAUUUUUGUUGUAGUUUAAGGCACUGGCUCAGUUAACUCAGAUUUGUACUUAUUACAGAAUUAUGUACCUCAUUAACAAUUAAAGUACCUAUUUGUGGAAUUCCACUAAAUUUGAUGGUUUACAUAAUCCUUAUAAAUAAAUGGGAGGACACCUAGUGCUAACUAGUGCGAAAGCUGUUUCAUUGAUGUAAAGGCACAUUCAUUCAAGCAAAAGAGCAAUGAACAGAUUACACAAUGUGCAGAGAAGUUUUUUUUUUUUUUUUUUUUGGUAAAAAAACAGGGACUUUAUUAACAGUUUAGAAACAAUCUUCUCCCUUUUCCACAUAUCACACACUGUUCUCUCCACACAGACUGGCAAACGGAAUACAAUGAAAACAUGUACAUUGCAGAG